Messenger RNA from Serpula lacrymans var. lacrymans S7.9, 1068 nucleotides. RefSeq lists its product as uncharacterized. NCBI's taxonomy places the organism in Eukaryota, Fungi, Basidiomycota, Agaricomycetes, Boletales, Serpulaceae. The record is from RefSeq and is a predicted model, not a curated record. The transcript is spliced from 2 exons. The coding region runs from base 490 to 906 and encodes 138 amino acids.
AAUGGAAUCAUCUGUAUUUUCGUCGCUGUGACCGUAUUAACAACGCCGCACUAUAGUUUUUCCAAUCCUCGAGGCCUUCUUGCUCGUUCUGCCUUUCUGCCUCAGGCUUGGCUUCGUCCUCGGAGCACCCAAGAAAACAUGCUCAGUGGCUCACCAUCAGUGCACCCUAUUUCCGUGCCACUCUGAGCACAAUGUUGGUAUUGGCAUAUGAACCGUAGCCAUACUCCACUAUCAGUAUAUCACUAUCCGUAACAUUACCCCUACAGCGCAGAAAGGGACAGUAUCGUAGACAUAUAUGGUGAAGUGAAAACAAAGCAACCAAGAAUUCCAUCACGAUUGUUCAGAUUUGGGACUCGUAUAACAGGCUGCUGGACGCCUUGAGGUGAUAACAUGUAACGCGGGGCGCCACCUAAUAAGAGUCCCUAUCGAUUCAUUCUUGUGUGCGAUAUCAGAUGUGAAGUGUCAUCGACUAGAUCUGCGUGGAUAGAUAUGAAAACAACCAUGAAGACACCGUACAGCACUCUGGUCCUUGCAUUGUGCGUCCAUAUGCGAAAUGAAAAAGUUUUGAGACAAAGGCAGGCCUACAAGGCCCAAAGCAAGAAGUGUGUGAGCGCGGUCAUGAGGAUGCCUCGAGGUGGACAUAAACAGAAUAUGACAAGGUUUGCGAUUUCGUGUUCGUAUUUCAAUUUGUCCUACUAUAACACUGAAGGUUUUGUGAAUGAACGCUUCUCGCACAGAUCCGAACAGGUUAUGAGCGAAUCGAUCGUUAAACGAUGGGAGUUCAAGAUCAGAAUGGUGACAAUUUUGAGAUGGGGCAGUGUACGCAGCUCGGUAAUCUCUUACUGUGACUGCAGAAUUGAUAACCUUGCAUGGGCACGUGCUGCAAACGCGAUCGCAGAAAAUUAAUUCUUUCAGUUACACAACGUGCUGUCCAUUGUGGGCAAAGCAUGUUUGUGCGAAAGAACAACAAACGAAGAUCGACCUUUCAUAUAACGACCGAUAGACGUCGAGAUGCGAUCUGUUGAUAAGAAAUGUGUCUGGGCGUCUUGAAAACCGGUGAAUCAGCCC